Procambarus clarkii (red swamp crayfish) is the source of this 1689-nucleotide messenger RNA. RefSeq lists its product as uncharacterized. NCBI's taxonomy places the organism in Eukaryota, Metazoa, Arthropoda, Malacostraca, Decapoda, Cambaridae. The record is from RefSeq and is a predicted model, not a curated record.
AUGUUCCCCUCUACCUCUGGUGCUCCCCUCUACCUCACUGCCUCAGGUGCUCCCCUCUACCUCACUGCCUCAGGUGCUCCCCUCUACCUCACUGCCUCUGGUGCUCCCUUCUACCUCACUGCCUCAGGUGCUCCCCUCUACCUCACUGCCUCUGGUGCUCCCCUCUACCUCACUGCCUCAGGUGCUCCCCUCUACCUCACUGCCUCAGGUGCUCCCCUCUACCUCACUGCCUCAGGUGCUCCCCUCUACCUCACUGCCUCAGGUGCUCCCCUCUACCUCACUGCCUCUGGUGCUCCCCUCUACCUCACUGCCUCAGGUGCUCCCCUCUACCUCACUGCCUCUGGUGCUCCCCUCUACCUCACUGCCUCAGGUGCUCCCCUCUACCUCACUGCCUCUGGUGCUCCCCUCUACCUCACUGCCUCUGGUGCUCCCCUCUACCUCACUGCCUCUGGUGCUCCCCUCUACCUCACUGCCUCUGGUGCUCCCCUCUACCUCACUGCCUCUGGUGCUCCCCUCUACCUCACUGCCUCAGGUGCUCCCCUCUACCUCAUUGCCUCUGGUGCUCCCCUUUACCUCACUGCCUCUGGUGCUCCCCUCUACCUCACUGCCUCUGGUGCUCCCCUCUACUUCACUGCCUCUGGUGCUCCCCUCUACCUCACUACCUCAGGUGCUCCCCUCUACCUCACUGCCUCUGGUGCUCCCCUCUACCUCACUGCCUCUGGUGCUCCCCUCUACCUCACUGCCUCAGGUGCUCUCCUCUACCUCACUGCCUCUGGUGCUCCCCUCUACCUCACUGCCUCAGGUGCUCCCUUCUACCUCACUGCCUCUGGUGCUCCCCUCUACCUCACUGCCUCUGGUGCUCCCCUCUACCUCACUGCCUCUGGUGCUCCCCUCUACCUCACUGCCUCUGGUGCUCCCCUCUACCUCACUGCCUCAGGUGCUCCCCUCUACCUCAUUGCCUCUGGUGCUCCCCUCUACCUCACUGUCUCUGGUGCUCCCCUCUACCUCACUGCCUCUGGUGCUCCCCUCUACCUCACUGCCUCUGGUGCUCCCCUCUACCUCACUACCUCAGGUGCUCCCCUCUACCUCACUGCCUCUGGUGCUCCCCUCUACCUCACUGCCUCUGGUGCUCCCCUCUACCUCACUACCUCAGGUGCUCCCCUCUACCUCAUUGCCUCAGGUGCUCCCCUCUACCUCAUUGCCUCUGGUGCUCCCCUCUACCUCACUACCUCAGGUGCUCCCCUCUACCUCACUGCCUCAGGUGCUCCCCUCUACCUCACUACCUCAGGUGCUCCCCUCUACCUCACUGCCUCAGGUGCUCCCCUCUACCUCACUGCCUCAGGUGCUCCCCUCUACCUCACUGCCUCAGGUGCUCCCCUCUACCUCACUACCUCAGGUGCUCCCCUCUACCUCACUGCCUCAGGUGCUCCCCUCUACCUUACUGCCUCAGGUGCUCCCCUCUACCUCACUGCCUCAGGUGCUCCCCUCUACCUCACUGCCUCAGGUGCUCCCCUCUACCUCACUACCUCAGGUGCUCCCCUCUACCUCACUGCCUCAGGUGCUCCCCUCUACCUCACUACCUCAGGUGCUCCCCUCUACCUCACUACCUCAGGUGCUCCCCUCUGCAGCAACACCCGCUAUAAAGGUCAAGAACGAUCUGACAAGCGUCAAAUACGACGUUUUGCUUAA